AGUGUUUGACAGGGCUUUGUGAUAUUGUUUGUUGUGAUUUCGGGUUAUAUUCUGAAAAAAGCGGUCACACAAUAAUCAUAAAUUAUGGAAGGUGUUCAAGUAGUCACUCAAGACUACGUAAACAUUCUUAUUACUAAAUCUGAUAGCGAAGAUGCAGCGCCCGUGGAAAGGAGAUUCAAGAAAGGAAUCACUAUUCUUGAAUUUAAGACAAAACUAGAGCUAGUUACGGGUGGUUCAGCUUCAACUAUGCAACUAAAAUUAUAUGACAACAAGAAUAACUUUGUAUGUAACAUUGAUAAUGAUGAAGCACUUCUUGGCUCUUAUCCUAUUGAUGAUGGUAUGGUAAUACAUGUCAUAGACAAAUUUACACUGGUUAAGGAUUUAACUAGUACAGAGAGUGCUGAAAGAUUUCGUUUAUCCGAAGAGGAGUAUGAGAAAAAAGGUGAUACUCUCCGUUCCUUCCUCCAACGGAACAAACUUGGUAAAUACAACGAAGAAGAGAUGACCAAACUAAAAGAACAACAGCAAAAAGAAUUAGAAGAAGAAGCAAAGUUAGCCGAGGCCGUGCUGGUGGGUGCCCGGUGUGAGGUGCGCGUGCCGCAGCAGCCCACCCGUCGCGCCACCGUCCGCUAUAACGGAACCCUGGAUGGGGCUAAGGGGAUAUGGAUUGGAGUGCAGUAUGACGAGCCACGCGGCAAGAAUGACGGAUCUGUUAAUGGCAAGAGGUACUUUACGUGCCCACCGAAGUACGGUGGUUUCGUGAAGCCUGUUUACGUGACCGUCGGUGAUUUUCCCGUUGAAGAGUUCGAUCUCGAUGACGAGAUAUGAUUAUGUGAGGUCACCAUUGCAAAUUCCGCCUAAACAUGCUGUUUAUGUUAAGAACUUAAAGAAGAGAUCCUAAAAGUACAGUAAAAUACAACAAAUAUAACGUACCACUAAUUUUCGUUUGGGUAGCUAAUAUCUACAAAUUUUGAUGGUGAAGGAAAAUAUAAUGUACUAAAUUUCGUGCUCCAUUUUGAUUUGUGUCACUUCGAAAUAGAGCAUUCUGAGCGUCGGAAAGUUAUAUUGGUUGUGCUUUACUGUAGGUGCUUACUACUUAGACUGGAAUACUAGUCGCUCUCUCAAUUCGAAAAACUCUGGCUUUAAACGGUAUUUAUUGUCAAAUAAUAUAAAUUAAAAAAAAAUACUAUUUUUAAAACUGCACCGUUUAGAGAUCACUUAUUAAGGUUUUUAUUAACAUAUCACAGCAUAAUAUUAUUUGCGCUUAGACUUAACCAAUAAAUUUUUAAGAUUGAGGUUAAUGAUUCCAAAAUAGGAUUUCUAUCAGUUAACUUUACGUGUACGCUUUGAUAAUACUAUUUUAACAGAUUAAAAAAUCUGCACAAUUAAUGUAUUUUUUUUUCAGAUUGUGAUAUUUGUUGUUUGAAUUGAAAUAAAUUGUGUAUGAUAAACUUUUAAUGAACAAAUUUAAAGCUUGCUGGCAGGCUUACGUGCUUUAAUGUAUAAAAAGCGUAGACCUGAUCGAUUGCUCGGGCGUAGAUAAAGUUUAUAAUUGUAUUUUUUUAUAAUAUAUUUCAAAGACAAAAUCUAUAAAAAUUGAGUUUAAAAAUUAUGUAUAAUUAAAAAAUUUAAUUCACAAUUUUUUUUUUGUAAAUAUCUGUUGAUAUUUAAGGCAAUAACAAGCAUUAAUAUAGAAUAUAUACACAUUCCACGUUUAUGUUUGAAACAUUAAACAUGCUUGGAACAAUUUUAUGUAAAAUUUAAAUAUGAAGCUUAUUUUUUUU
Molecule: messenger RNA, 1784 nt
Organism: Diatraea saccharalis (sugarcane borer)
Lineage: Eukaryota; Metazoa; Arthropoda; Insecta; Lepidoptera; Crambidae
Source: the annotation of a GenBank genome assembly